Molecule: messenger RNA, 741 nt
Organism: Leptonychotes weddellii (Weddell seal)
Lineage: Eukaryota; Metazoa; Chordata; Mammalia; Carnivora; Phocidae
Source: RefSeq, a predicted model, not a curated record
AUGUUUAGCAUCCUGUUUGCUGACAUCGAGGGCUUCACCAGCCUGGCAUCCCAGUGCACUGCCCAGGAGCUGGUCAUGACCCUCAACGAGCUCUUCGCCCGCUUCGACAAGCUGGCCGCGGAGAAUCACUGUUUACGUAUUAAGAUCCUGGGGGAUUGUUAUUACUGUGUCUCUGGGCUGCCGGAAGCGAGGGCUGACCACGCCCACUGCUGCGUGGAGAUGGGCAUGGACAUGAUUGAGGCCAUCUCGUUGGUCCGGGAGGUGACAGGGGUGAACGUGAACAUGCGCGUGGGAAUUCACAGCGGGCGAGUACACUGCGGUGUCCUUGGUCUCAGGAAGUGGCAGUUCGACGUCUGGUCUAAUGACGUCACGCUGGCCAACCACAUGGAAGCUGGAGGCAAGGCAGGGCGCAUCCACAUCACCAAGGCCACACUCAACUACCUGAAUGGUGACUACGAGGUGGAGCCAGGCUGCGGGGGCGAGCGCAACGCCUACCUCAAGGAGCACAGUAUCGAGACCUUCCUGAUCCUGCGCUGCACCCAGAAGCGGAAAGAAGAAAAGGCCAUGAUCGCCAAGAUGAAUCGCCAGAGAACCAACUCCAUUGGGCACAACCCGCCCCACUGGGGGGCCGAGCGUCCCUUCUACAACCACCUAGGGGGCAACCAGGUGUCCAAGGAGAUGAAGCGGAUGAACCUUGGAGAGCCACAGAAGCAACUCUGGCCUAGGAGCCAGAGCGCCUGA